Talaromyces stipitatus ATCC 10500 is the source of this 780-nucleotide messenger RNA. RefSeq lists its product as uncharacterized. The record is from RefSeq and is a predicted model, not a curated record. Bases 1 to 780 code for a protein of 259 amino acids. The transcript has 3 exons. NCBI's taxonomy places the organism in Eukaryota, Fungi, Ascomycota, Eurotiomycetes, Eurotiales, Trichocomaceae.
AUGACCCUGAAGUCUGAGUCUACUACUAGCCAUCAAAGUGAAGCCGAGUCAGAACCUACUGGAAUUCCUGACGAUAACUUUAUGGCAGAGACUAGAUUUAAUACUGUCACCAGGCAUAAGAAGAUCAACCUAACCUUGUGGGAAAAGGAUGCUGGACCGGGGGACAGUGUAGAAGCAUUGGUCAACUACAUAAUAAGGGCCAUGUACAAGGCUGCUCUUCAUAAUUACUUUAAAGAAUGGACUCUGGUCAAAUUCAAUAAGCUUGACAGGACCACUAGAAGCAAGCUAAAAGACUUCCUUCAGAUAGAUAUUCCCCCAAGAUGGCCAGAUGACAUGAUCGCUGGCAAGAAAUUUAACUCAAGAUCAAGGAUGGCCUUAGGUCAACAAGCUCAGUUAAUACCAAGGAGUGACACCACCCCACCAGCUAAGAGAAUUAAGAAUUAUAAUAGGAAUCACCUUAUUGGAUUGCCUUAUUCUAACAAGGAAAAGGAAGAGACAACACUUAGGAGAGAUCUAGAGAGAAGAAUCAACAAUAACCCCCUACAGCUGGAGACUCAUGUCCGAGAUCUUAAUAGUCGUACACCCUUGACUGGUGCCAACGCAGUGCCGAUAGGGACACCGGCCCCCAGUCCAAUCAAGAUAUCUACCACACCACCUCCGCGUCCCUCUACGUCGUUGACAUCUGCGAGGCAACUUGAUGAGUACAUGAGAUUGCCGCCUACAGAGUAUGAACAAGAGGAUAUUGACCCGUCGUUGGCCGCAAAGUUUUCCAAGGCAUAG